AUGGUGAAUGUUGGGCAAUGCUUCGUGAUAACCCCUGCAAGACCAACACCAACUGCACCUAUGUGUCUCUCCGAGCUUGACCAAGAAAAAACUGUAGCUCCGGCACUCACGGUCUACUUUUAUCGCCCUUCCUCGGAUUCGAUCUCUUUUGCAGCAGCCUCUCAAGUACACCGAGACUCUCUGAGUCAAGUGUUGGUGCACUUCUACCCUCUCGCGGGACGCUUGCACUUCAUCGCAGAUUUCAGAGACUUUGCACUCCCAAAUGAGCUGCGGUCUCUUGUGCCCGUGGUCAGUUAUGAUGCAUCGGAUUUGCAUGAGCUGCCACUUCUUAUGGUGCAACUUACUGAGUUGAGCUGCGGUGGGAUCAGCCUCGGCAUUGGAGUAUCUAACAUAAUGGUGGAUGGUACAUGUGCUUCCCAUUUUAUGGACGAAUGGGCUCGAAUGGCUCGUGGUGAUCCAAUAGGAAACCAACCGUUUCUUGAUCGUAGCGUGUUGCUAACUGCAGAUCCAACACUACCUCCACGGUUCAAACACGAAAGAUUCGUACCAAACCCACUACUAAUCGGUCAGUCAGAUGAUCACGAGGAGCAUAAUAAGGAAACAAAGAUUGUCAUGCUACAUCUAAGCAAAGAGCAAGUCCAGAAACUGAAAGAUAUCGCGAACAAAACACGACCAGCAUACAUUCCACGUCCAUUUAGCCAAUUCGAAGCUGUGGCGGGACACAUGUGGAGAUGUGCAACUAUGGCACGGGGACACCACCCUAUGCAACCAACAAAGUUAUUUAUUCCAGUGAGUAUCCGAGGCCGGAUGCCACUACCAAAGUGGUAUUUUGGCAAUGCGAUUAUGAAACAAGCCGCGUGUAGCCACUCUGGUGAGUUGGUGAAGCAGCCCUUACCUUACGCGUGUGGUAAGAUGAGAGAAGCUGUGGAAAUAGUAACCGAGGACUACGUGAAGUCAGCCCUGGAUGAUACAAAACGGCAGCCGGAUCUAACCCCUUUCCGAACAUCUCAUACCAUCGGGUCUACAACAGGUUGUUUUGAUGGGAACCCAAACAUGGAGAUUAUAAGUUGGCUGGGCAUACCCUUUGAAGGACUAGAUUUUGGGUGGGGAAAGUGUGUUUAUGUGGGUCCUGCAACCAUUAACGUUGAUGGCUAG
Messenger RNA from Helianthus annuus (common sunflower), 1155 nucleotides. RefSeq names its product spermidine hydroxycinnamoyl transferase. The record is from RefSeq and is a predicted model, not a curated record. Lineage: Eukaryota; Viridiplantae; Streptophyta; Magnoliopsida; Asterales; Asteraceae. The transcript is spliced from 2 exons. Gene Ontology annotation, molecular function: acyltransferase activity, transferring groups other than amino-acyl groups. The coding region runs from base 1 to 1155 and encodes 384 amino acids.